AUGAACGACAGCACAAUCGAAAUCAGUCAAUUCAGCACGUCUUUCCAAGGCCUCACAACUUCACAUGCAGCACUGACAGCCUACAUGUCCUCAACGUCAAUCUUGUACGAAAUGCCUGGGUCGAUUCGUAGCUCGCCCAUAAGUAGGCAAGUGGCCAUUGCAUUGGCUCAUGGGCAAGCGCUGAGCAUGACGUCGAACGUUCUUCCGACCACGACACUUGUCAGAGCGGCUCACCAAGGCAAGAAACGCGUUGGUGACAAUUCUACCUGCCUCGCAGAGACCGAAACUCAAGUGAUUUCACGGGUGUCCGUGGCCCAGCAUCCCUGGACCUGGCCUAGCAGAGCGAAAUACAGCGCGGUAUUUUGGCUGUUUGCGUUGACCAUCGCGGUCAACGUCAAUGGCGCUGGAUUUGCACCGAUCGCUGAGUCCGUGGCGAAGGAGCUCAACACCUCGAAACAGACGCUCUUGGUAGGCAAUGCCUUGUACUUUGUAGCACAGGGCGUUGCUCCACUGUUGUUAGCACCGCUUUCUGAGAUCCAGGGUCGGCUUGUGAUCUACAGUGUGAGCGGUGCCUUGUUCUGCCUCUUGUACAUUCCCCAGGCGCUUGCUCGCCAUGCGGCAGUGUGGAUCUUGGCAAGGAUAAUCCAGGGCUGUGUAGGCUCCGUAGUCGAAGCCAACGUGGGUGGUUCACUGGCAGAUCUAUUCCAUCCUUCACAGCGCGGCGUCAUUCUGAGCGCGUACGUGGCUACAAAUUACGUAGGCACCGGGUGCGGACCUCUGCUUACUGCUGCUAGCGCAUCCCUUGGCUGGAGGUCGCAGGCAUGGAUUGCAAUGGCUUUGGCGGCAUCGGUUGCCAUUGGCUUGCUGAUCUUUGGCAAGGAAACCCGCUUGCUGGACCCUGGUCGCGCAGACAUAUCGCCGUCAUCACCGCCUAACGAACCACUAGAAUCACAGUGUUCAGAGCGAAACGGGUCUGAUCGAGCCGACUCAAGAUCUUGUGGACGCGACUUAGCUCGUCCGCUGGUAUACCUCUUCACUGAGCCGAUCGUCGCCAUCUUCUCUGUAUGGAUUGGCUUUACUUUCGGGGUGUGCUAUCUUGUGAUCGAGAGCGCCUACAUCAUUUUCAAGGCUCAACCAACACCCUUCCACGGCUCCAAGGCCACCAUGGAAUACGGCUGGACCGACUUACAGACAAGUGGUGCGCUGUUGGCCUACGUUGCCGGCGCAUUGCUAGGCUUUCUCACAAGUCUGCAUCAAGAGAAGGUGUAUCAAGGAGUCGCGCGGCGAUGCGAAGGGCGACCAACUCCUUCUGAAGCACGUCUGGGCUGGUCAUUCGUCGGCGGCGUGACCUUUGCUGCGGCAUGCUUCUGGUACGCCUUCGCAGCACAACCCAACGUGCACCCGGCCGCCGCCAUUGUGGCCCUGGCUUUCAUAGUCGCCGGCGUGUUCCCAAUACACUGCGCAAGCUUUGCUUAUCUGGCAGACAUCUACGAGGAGUUUGCAGCUUCUGCACUUGCUGGCCAGACCUUUGUGAGGACUGUGGCCGCAGGUUGCUUCCCUCUCUUUGCAGAUGACAUGUAUCGCGCCUUGACGCCGCCAAUUGCUUCUGCAGUCUUGGGCGCUGUUGCUGCGCUCCAGUGCGCAAUUCCGCUCAUCCUGAUGCGAUAUGGGCCGGCACUGCGCGCGAGAUCAAGACGCGCUUGA
Molecule: messenger RNA, 1704 nt
Organism: Ceraceosorus guamensis
Lineage: Eukaryota; Fungi; Basidiomycota; Exobasidiomycetes; Ceraceosorales; Ceraceosoraceae
Product: MFS general substrate transporter
Exons: 2
Coding region: 1-1704 (567 amino acids)
Biological process (GO): transmembrane transport
Molecular function (GO): transmembrane transporter activity
Source: RefSeq, a predicted model, not a curated record